Messenger RNA from Cladophialophora carrionii CBS 160.54, 1482 nucleotides. RefSeq lists its product as uncharacterized. The record is from RefSeq and is a predicted model, not a curated record. The transcript has a single exon. NCBI's taxonomy places the organism in Eukaryota, Fungi, Ascomycota, Eurotiomycetes, Chaetothyriales, Herpotrichiellaceae. The coding region runs from base 1 to 1482 and encodes 493 amino acids.
AUGCAGCCUCAGAAUCUAGAACAACUGCUAGCUGUUGUUGCAGACUAUCGCAAGAAAAGGGAAGUGGUGAGGACGAUAGUCGUAUUGACGACGCCGUCUCUGGCUUCUCUACUUGAGCCUGGGGAUUUCCCUAAGGAUCUCCUCCCGGCGCUAUAUCAUGGACGCCGGUCAUCUUCUGCACAAGAACCAGAAAUGGUUGUCAAGUGCGUUUACGGUGUUAUCGACGCAUUGCCUGUACCUGCCCCCGUUCUCGCAAGGAAAGACGAACCCUCGCCUGGUCUCACUGGGACCGAAGGGCUUGCAGUUUUUCUAAGUUCCGACGAUGGACGCUCGCGGUCUCGCUAUGCCUCCCCGAUGGCGCACGGCGGUGAAGACGGAGAGGCCGCCACAAUCCUGGAAUUCGCCACUGCGUUUAGCCCCAGCGAUCUCGACGCUGGCGACAAUCAAGGCACGAUUACCUCGCGGCACGUAAGCUUACCAGUCGCCAACACAAUUUUUGUCAAUGGCCAACGAAGUACGUUAUUCGAGGACGGCUGGGGGAUCAAGUUCGGCGAAACCGAUGAGGUGACCGUCAACUAUCUUGGUCGAAAACCACUUUCCUCGUACCAUGUAGACCUGGGCUGUCACUCCGAUGAGAUCGUGAAAGGAGGAUCUAGUCCGCUCCAACAGUUGACCGAACCUAGAAAGGUGAUCGGAUCCAUGGGCAACGUCCUGGCCCAGAUCGAAGUCGGCACUGAAGCCGUCCCUGCCUCACGAGAGCUAGAAAAGGCUGUCCAGGCAUUCAUCGAACGCAAUCCUACGAGUACUGCGCAGGGACCACUGCUUGUCUAUGCUCUUAUACGCCCGCAAAGCAUGACGAUACCCACCAAAGGCAGCAGAGAUGGCCAGCCAUACCGUCCCCUAAGCGUCCUGGAGGCCUUGUGGCGAGGAGCAAAGCUGUUCAAAGUAUCAGGCGGUGGAGGAGGCUGGGGAAAGCGGCAAGGCCUCCUUUCUCUGGAAGCUGCGGUGAAUUUCGAAGGCCGAGAUUCUCAGUCGACAGCGGGAUUUCCCGACCUUGACGAUGAUCAAAGCGUCGCGGAAGCACUCGGAUCGCGUGGUAUAAUACCUCCAUCGAGCACGGUGGAGUUCCUGGUGCACUCUCCGAGCCCAGCCCGUUCAGAUCCUCAAGCUCAGAACUAUUCACCGGCGCUGUCGGAGACCCAAACCUCCACAGUGGUGCUUGGUACCGGCGCAGACCCUGACACGCGAGAUUAUGUGGCGAUGGACAACGACAGCAACGGUACAGGGGUUCGAUUUGUGCCUCAUCAUUUCGGAAUGAUCUCCUACGGCGGUGCGGCUCUGACCAGCAUCAGUCGUGCCCCUCUCUCACAUCUUGCGCCGAUCAAGCGUACGGAGACACGUCUUGAUGUGCCAAAUACACGCUUUAUCCUUGGUGGCGAGAGGCAGCACUAUCCCGAUCUUGAUCUGGACGCUGGGGGGUAG